AUGCCCUGGGCCCGCACCUCUCGCAGAAACUCAACAACAACACGACACGAUAGCCACUACAUGCGCACUGCUCCCCCACCGUCCAACGCCAGCGCCGCACCCCGCGGUACUUCCGCUCGUGCACCAUCUGUAUCGAGCAGACACGGUAACUACGCCCAACCAAGUUCCAACCACGGGAGAACAGCAUCGAACCACCCAGGUACAUCCGCACACCAAAGCUCUCAUCACGGAAGAACAGCACCACCACCAAGCCGAUACGCAGCCUCCGUGCAAGCUACUAACCCUCCACACACACACACAUGGCAGUCUCGGAGUUACGCUGGCUCGGUAGCUUCGAGAGCGUAUAGCCAGCGUCCGCCGUUUAGUCAGGGGGCGCGUACUGCUGCGUCGAUGCAACGUCAACUCACAGUUCCUAAUCAGACUCGUGGCCAAGGUGGUGCGAGCGCCGCUGGCUCGAGGUCUAGAGCACCGACAGCGGUGCAAACACGAGGCGCGGAUAGGGGACGCUCGGUUGUUCCGGCUUCGGAUGUUGGGGGUGUUGGAGGGCAAGGGGGACAGGAGGUGGUGGGCUAUGCGUAUGAGACUGUGCAGGUUGGGGGGCGGAGAGGGAGUAGGUGGAGUCGGUUUAGGAUGUUUGUGUGGCGUAGGGGGUCUAGAAAGUAA
Bipolaris oryzae ATCC 44560 is the source of this 663-nucleotide messenger RNA. RefSeq lists its product as uncharacterized. The record is from RefSeq and is a predicted model, not a curated record. The coding region runs from base 1 to 663 and encodes 220 amino acids. The transcript has 2 exons. Lineage: Eukaryota; Fungi; Ascomycota; Dothideomycetes; Pleosporales; Pleosporaceae.